AUGGACCCUGUCUCCCUUCUAACGGGUAUUCCGGACCUCAUCGAACGAUGCAUCCAAGCCUACGACUUCUUCCAAGGAAUCAAGAAUGCACCAAAGGCGUGUUCGGAGCUGAUGGAAGAGCUCAGAGUAGCCCGGGAGAGGUUACAGGAGAUACAGAAGUGUGUAAACGGAGGGGAUGACAAGGAGCAGGAGCAACUGUCUGCAUCGCUGCGGAAUUACAAAACUACCUUGGUUAAGUUGGAUUCCGUUUUAAAAGUGUACGGUGACCCAAAGUUCGAGUUCAACAUCAAGAGACGCGUCAAGUGGACGUGGUCGGGCGAGAAGAAAAUCAAGGCACUGCGCGAUGAUAUAAAGCAAAAUUCUGGGAAUUUGCAGCCUCUUCUGGUCAAGAUGGCGAAAGAUAUUGACGAUAUGAAGAAGCGCCAGCAGGAAGCUGAUGCCAAGAAGGCAGCCAAGGAACUAGCCGAACGUCUCCAGAACAUUGUGAAAUGGCUGGAGCCUCUAAAUUCCGAGGCGAAGCUGCAAGGAGUGCGCGAACGGCGUCAGCUCGAAACAUGCGAAUGGCUGCGUGAGCAUGACCAAUUCGUCUUGUGGUAUUCGUCUGGUUCUUUUCUGUGGUUGAACGGUAUACCGGGUAACGGCAAAACCAUCCUCGCGUCGUUUGUCAUCGACCAUUUGAGAGAAAAGGUCACCAGCGGCGAAGAGAUCGUUUUGUUUGCUUUCGCGGACUUCCAGGAUGUCCGAAGCACCGAUGUAGUCGUACUGCUGCGCACACUACUCGCGCGGAUUCUCGAGUGUUACAAACCGGAGAACUUUGUCAAGGACUUCGGCGAGUUGGAGAUGUCCAUGCAUCAGCACCAUACAGAUCCGCCCAAAUCGGUCAGCUAUCUCAUUCAGUUGCUGAGAAAGGUGAGUGCACCUUGGAAGCGCGUGUUCAUCGUCCUCGAUGCUCUUGAUGAGUGCGCGCCGGAAAAUCGGAGAGAAUAUAUAGCGGCAAUUCGCGAGCUUGCGUCCGCACGUUCCAAUUUUUCCAUCUUUGUUACUAGCAGAGGGGAGCAGGACAUCUUGGACGUUCUGAGCCACGUCCCUACUAUCUCUCUCCGGGACGAAACUCAGAGAGUCCAGGAUGAUAUACAAAGAUUCAUCGAGGACAGGAUGAACACCUCUUAUCUUCCGCUUGCACGGGUUCGUGAACCGGUUCGUACACGUAUCACGUCGACUCUUCUGGAGAAGUCCAAGGGCAUGUUCCGGUUGGUCGACUGUCAGCUGCAAUCCUUGGCAAAAGCGAAAUUCGAAAGUGACAUCGACGAGAUACUCCAAAAUCUUCCUGCUGACUUGAAUUCAAUGUAUGAAAGGAUCCUUCAAAGUGUCAAAGGAGAGGGCCAGCGCGCUGUGAAAAUAGUCCAGCGUACGCUUUGGUGGUUGGUUGGAUCGCAUCGACAGCUGCGUCUUGCGGAACUUGUGGAGGCUGUCAUGGUAGAAACAGGAAGAGACUCGCCGAACAGGGACUUGAAGCCUCUGAGCGGCGAGCAUCUUUUGGAGAUGUGCUCAAGUCUGGUCCGCUACGACGCUGAGACAGAUAUUGUGGUAUUAUCCCAUGCCUCUGUGCAGGAUUUUUUAUUUUCGGAUUAUCUCAAACGAACGGCGCAUCAUUCAAACUAUCAUAUUCCAUCGUUCUCCUUCCUGCACCGGCAUACCACCGACCUCAUUUCCGCAUAUCUUCACUAUGAGGAUUUCCAGAAUGGGCCGUGUAGAACAGAGCAAGACCUUCUCAAGCGUUUAGAAGAACAUCCUCUCCUUGUCUAUGUCGUUUCGAACUGGGAUGUACAUACUGUCAAAAUGUAUGAAACACGGCCUGACUCGGAGUCGGAAGAGCCUCCUGACUUUGACGUGUUCCUUACUCUCUUCGAUAACUUGGAGAAGGACCUACUCGCUCAGCGUUCGCGCAGACAACUCUCUUAUUUUGGUACGGACCUGAGAGAUGUCACGAAGGAUGGUUCCUCCAAGUUGGAGUGGCAGAGCCUUAGCUUCUCCUCUAGCAAAAUCAUAUAUCUCGGCACAGAGGUCUUAAAAACUAUCCGUGGCGAGACCUGUCAAAUACCACCCUCCGUCGAAGAGCUGGAUUAUAUGGUCUAUCCUCUUGUGUCUGAAGGGCCAGCAUCAUUGGUACGGGACCUCCUGCACAAACUUCCCGAGUUCAAAGAGCACCCGUUAUUCUACUUUGGCACACCCUUGAUGAUUAGCAUUUCCACGGGCAAGCUAGACACCGUAAAAAUGCUAUUACAAGAAUUUCACGUCGAUGUGAAUAAUCGUGCUCAGCAUUAUCAUUGCAAUUAUGAAGUUGUGUCCCCCAUCUUCCUCGCGACCAAGUAUGGACACGUUGAAGUGGUUAAGCAACUUUUGGAUUGCGGUUCGGCUACUGUAUUUCCCCCUGAGCCCCACCCCCAGUCAUUCCCGGAACAUGUACCAGAGGACGGUCAUAGCGACAUCAUCAUUGGAGCCGCCGACCACGGUCGUGUAGACAUUCUUAAAGCUCUACUUGGUCAUGGAGUCGAUGUGAAUACUAGGUCCAGUAUCAGUGGUGAUACUGUCUUACAUACGGCCAUAAGGUACGGCCGUAUUGACAGUGUCAAAGUUCUUGUCGAUGCGGGCUGCGAUAUCAGUCCUCGUUCUAAGGGGAAAACACCCCUUGAUUUCGCUCUGAACCAACGCUCUUCGGAUCUUAUCCGAUAUCUGCUCGAAAAGGGUGCUUCAUUCGAUCAAUGCUUACCUCAAAAUUUUGAGGACCUGGAGUGGGCAGCCGGAGAGCUGUGGUACCCGGAGACGCGACAGAAUCUGUCGAUACUCGAUGGUGGCCCCAAGUUGCAACAGGACAUUGAGAAAAUAGCGCGCCUGUUGGAAAAGCGGCUUAGUACUUCGCAAGCACCGGGUAUCAUCCGGGCUAUCCUUGAUUUUGCCGAAUUGUGGAUUGUGAAUUCGUUUGAACGACAUGAGCAUGUCAACGUCCGAGAUGACUCCCCUCGUGAACCCUAUAUCUCUACACCACCGAUUGCUGGUAGCCCGGAGAACCCGGUUCGGCGCAUCAUCUUCACGACGUUGUCCCAUGGCAAGAAAGAAUGGAUACUCAAAGGGCAUGCCGGAGGCUUAUAUUCUGAUUCAUAUACUUGGUUUGAAGCUGGGGUAGAGUCCAGCCCUGGCAUAUUCAUGCGAAUUCAGGAUAAUGUCACCGCUGACCUCCAGAGUCGGACUCAUGUCAAUGUGUGGGACUAUCAGGAUGCCCCAUCUUCCAUCAAGGAAUGGAUGGCCAAAAUCAAACCGGGGGAUACGAUCUCUGUGUACCCGAGAGCGGGAAUACCCUACUCGACAAAUUAUGUGGAGAGUAUCAAGAUAACGGUGUAUACGUCGUACAUCUAA
This is a messenger RNA of Desarmillaria tabescens, 3414 nucleotides long. RefSeq lists its product as uncharacterized. Gene Ontology annotation, molecular function: protein binding. The record is from RefSeq and is a predicted model, not a curated record. The coding region runs from base 1 to 3414 and encodes 1137 amino acids. NCBI's taxonomy places the organism in Eukaryota, Fungi, Basidiomycota, Agaricomycetes, Agaricales, Physalacriaceae. The transcript is spliced from 9 exons.